AUGAACUCUUUCCUCACAAAGAGAGGAAAGCUGUUUUUUCUGAGCAAUGUUAUUCACACACAAUUAAAACCAACACCUCUUCAAGCUUCUCUGUUCAGUCCGUUGUUUAAUUUGAAGCCAAAUGCGAAGACAGUGGUUAAAUCGACCAGGUUCUUCUCUCAAACUUCCAAAAUCAAUUUCAGUUGGAAGGAUCUCUUCAACGGUGCAGGGAAUAGCCGUUAUGCAAGGCUGAACCGUUUUCAACAAUUUCAAAAUGGUGGGAACAGAUCCACUGGCAGUUCGUUCGGUAGUAAUAAUCUGCGAAAUGUUACCAUUGCAGGUGUUUUGUUCAUGGGUGCGACCUUUAUUGGAGCACCUUACCUAUUUCAGCACAUUCCCCCGUUCACGUAUUUCAGGUCACAUCCCACGCACUUGGUAUACGGCUUGCUAGGUGUGAACUGCGGUAUAUUUGCUCUUUGGCACGUCCCUAGAUACUGGCGCUUUUUGCAAAGGUACAUGCUUCUUGAAAAGGACCACAUUUAUAGUAAGUGGUCGCUUGUAGGCAGUGCGUUUUCUCAUCAGGAAGUCUGGCAUUUAGGGAUGAAUAUGCUGGCACUUUGGUCUUUUGGUACCAGCUUGGCUACAAUGCUUGGACCGGCUAACUUCACAUCGCUUUAUCUCAAUAGUGCCAUAUUUGGAUCCCUAUUUUCGCUGUGGUACCCUCACAUCGCGCGAAUCUCAAUGAUGGCGCCAAGUCUUGGCGCUAGUGGUGCUCUUUUCGGUGUUUUCGGAUGCUUUUCAUACUUGAUUCCACAAGCAAAGAUAAUGUUGUUUGUGUUUCCUAUACCGGGAGGCGCUUGGAUAGCGUUUUUAGGCUCAAUGGUUUGGAACGCUGCCGGGUGUGCUCUGAGAUGGGGGUCAUUCGACUACGCUGCACAUUUGGGUGGAUCCUUGGCCGGCAUAAUAUAUGCAUACUUGAUCACGGAACGGGUUAAGAAAGAGAAGCAGCGCAGGAUGAGGAGGCUAUCGGGAUUUUAA
Molecule: messenger RNA, 1017 nt
Organism: Lachancea meyersii CBS 8951
Lineage: Eukaryota; Fungi; Ascomycota; Saccharomycetes; Saccharomycetales; Saccharomycetaceae
Source: the annotation of a GenBank genome assembly